Messenger RNA from Rangifer tarandus platyrhynchus (Svalbard reindeer), 384 nucleotides. NCBI's taxonomy places the organism in Eukaryota, Metazoa, Chordata, Mammalia, Artiodactyla, Cervidae. The record is from the annotation of a GenBank genome assembly.
AUGGAGCCCGGAGCCAGGCCGAGCGGCUCGGGCCGGGGUGGGAAUGGCGCGGAGGAGGGAGGUGCCCGGGGGACGCCCGCCCCCCGCCGCACGCGCACCUGGAGCCGCGACGGCUCCAGGCUGGGGACUCCGAGCGGCCGGCCCCGCCCCGCCGCCUCCCUGCCCGAGCCCCUCUCCGCCCGGGGCGGCCAGCUCUCUACGCCCGGGGCCGCCGCGGGGACCGUACGCUGGGUGGCCGCGAGCGGGGCCCAGGUGGCGCCGAGGAGAAGGACGAGCGACGCGCGGACCUUUGUCCUCCCUGCGUCCUCCGCGCGGCCUGCUGGCCGGGGCCAGCUCCCCGGGAGCGAAGGUUCUGGAGCCGGAUUCCGGGGGUGGUCUCCGUGA